AUGAGUUCGGAACAGAUGGAAAAUUCUGAAAGCUCUUCGCCGAAUAAAUUAGAAAAGGAAAUUAAUCAAAAGUCGCCAUUCACCACAUCUGAGAAGGCACCAUUCAACAUUGAAGCGGCUCCAUUCAAGCCGCCAUCUAAGCAAAAUGAUUUUCCAAUCGUUCGUGUUGGCCCUUCAAAGGUUGCUGUUAAUGGAAAGAUUUGGGAUGCUGUCGCUGCAAAUCGCUCAAUUCCAUCCUUGCCUCAAACGCUUUCUCCAUUAAACUGGCGUCCUAUCUUACAGCCGCCUUACUUCACCCAAAAUGCUUUUUAUGCUGGAUAUAACCAUCCACCGGCAUUUGAAGAUGAUUUGACCCGUAAUUUGGUAUUCACUCGUAAUUUCGGUCCAGUUGCACAUCCCGAUGGUUUUGUUGAAUUGCGUUUAAGAGAAAAUAUCAGCGUUAUGAUAUCUCUUGACCGUUCAAUUUUGAUUCAUAAUCCCAAAAGCAAAGUUAAAAUUGCCGUCAAUGGUAACAUGACAAACGCUUCAUUGGAACAUCCAAACGGAAAAGUCUUUCAACAAUUCGAUCGUGUUGACAUUAUGGCUUUCGAUGGAAGUAAACGUCCAAAGAGUCGCAUACGUUACGCAAAGAUGUGGGAGAAAGGCGUCUCUUUGACAGCUGAUGGAUGUGCUUUGAUCUACUUGGUGGAUACAGCUGGUACACGUACAACUUCUGAUCCGGUGAAUAAAGACACUCGUAAUGACUAUAGCUGGCAAGUGUUCAUUGAUAAUUGUCGCUUGGGUGAAGCUUAUUAUGAUGAGGCUGAUGUAGCAGCCAAAACAUAUCAUUUCUUCACGCAAGACGAUGGAACUCAAGUGUUUGACAUUCUCGGCUUUCGUGUUUCACAAACUCAUGACGGAAUGGUUCGGGUUUCUCGUGGCAAUAACCGAUUAAAGCUUCAUACAAGCCCUUCGAAUGGAUCAGCAACGCUGAGCACGCCUCAAAUUCACUGCACUGCUUCGUUGGGCCAAAGUUCGCAUUUGUUUGUUCGACGCGAUGAACGUCGCAUGCAUUUUGAUGGUUCGGCAUUUGUCGUACGCAACGCUGGUCACUCAUCAGGAUUUGAUGAAAAUAAUAAUUUACGCGUCUACUAAAUCACUCGCAAUUCAGAAUGAAUUAAAUAUUUAAUGAAGAUGAGAAGAAAGUUUGUUGUAGUAACGAUAGAAAUGAAGCAUGAAGUGCAAGAAGAAAUUUAAAUGUUUCCCAAUGAAAUCUCAUAAGAAGAAGAAAAUUUAAUUCAAGUUUAAUCGCAAAGCCUGCUAAUUUAUGAAAAUUAUCCUUUUCUUUCCCUCAAACAAGCAUGAAUAUGAUAAGAAGACGGAAAAAUGAUUUAAUUCCUUCUUUUGUUGUUAAAAUUAAAAAUACCUAUUUAAAUUCAAUUUCCCUCCGCAUGUAUUUGUAAUAGAAUAAAAGAAAAUUUGUUUUUGCAUUUA
Molecule: messenger RNA, 1473 nt
Organism: Clunio marinus
Lineage: Eukaryota; Metazoa; Arthropoda; Insecta; Diptera; Chironomidae
Source: the annotation of a GenBank genome assembly